Messenger RNA from Carassius carassius (crucian carp), 1147 nucleotides. RefSeq names its product Fc receptor-like protein 6. Gene Ontology annotation, molecular function: transmembrane signaling receptor activity. The transcript is spliced from 6 exons. Lineage: Eukaryota; Metazoa; Chordata; Actinopteri; Cypriniformes; Cyprinidae. Gene Ontology annotation, biological process: cell surface receptor signaling pathway. The record is from RefSeq and is a predicted model, not a curated record.
CCCAGAACAGUAUUAAGUGUUUCUCCUCAGAUGUGGUUGACUGAAGGAGAUCCAGUGACUCUGAUCUGUGAGGUUAACGGCUCCUCUACAGGCUGGACAUUCAGCUGGUUCACUGGAACUUUCUCAUCAGACUACAGAUAUCAUUAUGGGCCUCUCUUAGACAGCAGCAGAGGAGCUGGAGGAAAAUACACUGUCAGUUCUGCUGCUCUAAAACACACAGGAGUUUAUAUGUGCAGAGCAAAGAAAGGAGAACCAGCCUAUUAAACAUGGUACAGCAACACACAGUUAAUAUGGGUCACUGGUGUUUCUCCUCCAGUCUCUCUGAUGGUCAGUCCCAGCAGAACUCAACACUUCACAUCUGUCUCUCUCUCUCUGAGCUGUGAGGAUCAGAGUAACUCUACUGGAUGGACAGUGAGAAGAUACACAGACAGCAGGCAGCUGAAAGAUUGUUCAUCAUCAUUGUGGGGAUCACAAACAGGAUCUUCAUGUACAAUCAGAGACACCAGAACAUCAGACACUGGAGUGUACUGGUGCGAGUCUGAAUCUGGAGAGAAAAGUCAUCCUGUUAAUAUCACUGUACACUCUGGUGUGAUUCUGGAGAGUCCUGUUCAUCCUGUGACUCAAGGAGAAACUCUGACUCUUCGCUGUUUAGAUCAAAAUACAACCUCACCAAACCUCAGAGCUGGUUUCUAUAAAGAUGGGUCACUCAUCCAGAAUCAAACUACAGAGAUAAUCAUCUCUACUGUCUCAAAGUCAGACGAGGGUUUCUACUCCUGCAAACACCCAGAGAGAGGAGAGUCACCCGAGAGCUGGAUCUCAGUCACAGUGUCUCAUUCAGGAUCUCAGAUCUCUGUCCUCCACACACUCACUUCUGUACUGGCAGUUUGUCCAUAUCUGCUCGUGACAGUCGUGCUGAUUUUCAAAUGCUGCAGGAUGAGAGAUGGAUCUGUUGAAGAACAAGAAACUGCAAUCUGAUCUUAAUCUGUCGUGAUGGUGAGAAAACUCCAGCUUCAUCCUGGAAUCUCUCAGUGUCUCAGUUCAGACUGAACAUGACUUACUGUAAAUGUCAAUGUUUUGGGAGUGACUCUUUUGGCAUCUCACAGUUGUUAAAGUCAACAUGAACCAGCAUCACAACUCUUUUGACUUC